This is a messenger RNA of Marchantia polymorpha subsp. ruderalis, 3681 nucleotides long. Lineage: Eukaryota; Viridiplantae; Streptophyta; Marchantiopsida; Marchantiales; Marchantiaceae. The record is from the annotation of a GenBank genome assembly.
GGGAAGCGAAGGGCGGACGGACGGCCAGACAGACAGAAAGACAGACAGACAGAAUUCUUGCGGACCAAGACUCGAGAGUAUAAAUAAUAAUAACACGACAUGGCAUCGACCGCAUUGAUUGCAAUGGCGCGGGGCCAUUGACGACGAGCGAGAAAGAAAGAACGCCACCGAAUCAUCAUCAUCAUCAUCAUCGACCCGACGACGAAUCGUAAUAUAAUCCGCUGCGCCUGCUGGGAUUUGCAAAGGCCGAGCCGUCGAUCGAACGAAGAACGAAGCGCGGAAGUGAAUGGUGUGCAGUGUGUGUGGAUGUGGGACGAUCGUCGUGCUCGUCGCUUCUGCUGCUGCUGCUCCUCCGACUGCGCCUGGCUCCUUUUUGCGGGCACUGUGAGAGUGGCGGUCAUGCGAGAAUGAGAUUGAAAUCAUUUCCCUUUCCGCAGCAGUGAAAGCGUCGUACGACCACUGCUCCUGCUGCUUGCGCUCGCGAUACUGUCCCUGACGGAGGGAGGGAGGGAGGGAGGGGAGCAGUACAUGGGCUUGAUUCAUGCGGGCGUGACAGGGAGGGAGCGGCCAAUGGGUGCGGCGAGGCUGGGCGGCCGACAGCAAUCAUAGGCGGGGCUGCGCGUUGCUGUGGGAAGAGCGGGGCAGGCGCGCGCGGCAUGAUAUUCGCGCGGACCUGCUGCGGAGUCGUGAUACUCGGCGCUGUGAGCAAUACGGGCGCCAGCUGCUGCUGCUGCUGCUCGGGCUCGGGGAGGCAGCGCGGGGCGACGCAUUUCGAACUCGCCUGCGUCGCCGGCAGUUGAAUCGCAGGCGGAGGUCAGCCACGCUGCUGACGAUCGAACGUCUUUCGGUCCGCCCGCGCUCACGAUGCGAAGUGCCCCGGCAGCCGCAGCUUCAUGCGCUUGAACCUCGCCUUGCGCCCGUGUCUCUGCCCCGCGAUUCGGCCUCCUCUCGUCGCUCCGGUUUAAAGCUUGCGCGUUCCGCUUGGGCCUGCGGUAGCUGUAGUAGGAAUGGCGUUGCUGCUCUGGGCGGACGAGAGGUGCGCGUGCUAGGAACCGCGCGGGUGUGGCAGCCGAGGCGCUGCUGAAGCUAGAGAAGGCGAGAGCGGUCGAGGCUGCCGUGGAAGAAUGUAGGUGCCACGAAGGCGGCAAUUUUGGCCCAACGCACACUAAGCGAGUGUGUGGGAGGGAGCGAUUUGAGAGCGAAGCUCGUAGGAUUUUAGUGGGUGCUCCCCCCGACGAGGACGAGGACGACGCAGGAGUCGAGCAGUGCUCUAGCGUUUUGUACUUUUGUAGUUCGGUGUAGAGAGAAUUUCGGAAGGGCCGCAGGAGAGGAGGGAAGAAUGGAGCUCUCGAGGAGUAGAGGAUUUGGUAUUUGCGGAUGGAAGACGAACCAGGUGCUGGUGACCAUCAUGUCUUUUAUGGUCAUGAGUCUGGUGUUUCUUCUUGCUUGGGAGGGCACUCGGCCUCUGCUGCUCGUCUUCACGCCCGAAACGAAGAUCUCGACUCUCAAUUGGUAUUUUGGCGACCGAGAGCAGACGAAGGCUAUCUGGGCCUCCAACGAGCAGGAUGAGUCAGGAAUGGAAAGAGUGGUGGAGAGGAAGUGGAGAUCAACGAGCAGGUUCGACGUCUCGCGCGACACAGCAACUCAAAAGGUUUUGAAUGAGGAAAUAUCAGUGGAUAUCAAACUGAAUAGUCUUCCUCGGAUGAAACACGCGGAUCCGUCGGAAGAUUGGGAAACUGUCAUCGCAGACAACUUCGUUGAUCGUAAUUCUCGAUCAACUGACCCUCGAACGCUUACUGGCGAGGUUCCGGCAGCACAUGACCCUUCCUCCACUCUCAAGAAAGACGACAAUGCAAGUGAUCGUCUUUCUCUCCGCAAGGAGAGAGUAAAUAUUUCAGGCUUCCCGACUCAAGAGACACUAAGAAUGAAGGAGUCUUCCACUCGAGAACUUGAUGACAGCGAACAUCAGGAUUCGACCAUCAACAUCACCACCAGCACAGCUACUAAUUUGGAUAACGUAGAUGAAAUUUUGAACGCAACGUCGCCUUCCGAUUCGGGUUCCAAGCUAGACUCUGAUGUCGAAGCCGACGCAAAGAUUGAUGAAAUCUUGGAGGACGCCAAAGAGGCUGCUAGCAAGACGACUAAUACGUCUAGCGGACCGGUUUGUGAUUUCACGCGAGGGUAUUGGGUGAAAGACGAGAGCCGACCUCUGUAUGACGGGACGAAAUGCAAAGCCUAUUUAGCUCAAAUGUGGGCCUGCCGCGAGAUGAACCGCCCGGACUUCGAGUACGAGAAGCUCCGAUGGCAGCCCGACGGUUGUGACCUGCCGUCCUUCACCAGCAGCAACUUUCUACAAAGGAUGAAGCACAAGGUUGUGGCUUUCGUUGGAGAUUCGUUGGGGCGACAACAGUUUCAGUCCCUGAUGUGUAUGUUGACGGAAGGAAAGGACGAGGAAGAAGACGGGAAUGUGGAGGAUGUCGCGAAGGAUUGGGGGUUAGCUGUAGCCCCAGGGUAUCUGAGAGGCAAGGGAUGGGCUUACAGGUUCAAGAGCACAAACACGACCAUCAUCUUUUACUGGUCCGCAACUCUGAACCUACUAGAGUAUGACAAGCCUGAAGAGAAUGGUUAUGCGGCUCUGCAUCUUGACCGACUCGACGUUUUCCUCAGUACCGACAUCCUCAAGUUGGACUUGCUUAUCUUGAAUUCGGGCCACCACUGGAACAGGGGCAAAUUUCAGAGUAACAAGUGGCACAUGUAUGUGAAUGGCAAACCACUGAAAGAUCGCAAGCUGAGUGGCAUUGGAGAGGCUUACAAUCUCAGUAUGUUCAGAGUUGUCGAAGCUCUUGAUGCCACUAUCACUAAGAAUGGAGGCAAGCCUACCGUAUUCAUGAGGACUUUGUCUCCAAGGCACUUCAAGAAUGGAGAAUGGAAUACUGGUGGUACCUGCGAUAAUACGAGGCCUGAUUAUGGUCAGAAGAUGAUCCCAUACAAGGGUCCCGCAACUGAUAUGGUUGUUGAGAAUGCUGUACGUGGGAGUAAAGCAAUACACCUCUUGAAUAUUGGGCUCCUCUCUGGCUCUCGAGAGGAGGGUCACAUUUCCAAGUACGGCAUAGGUAAAGACUCCGGCCACCAGGACUGCUUACAUUGGUGUUUACCGGGUGUACCGGAUGUGUGGAACGAACUGUUGUAUGGUCAUCUUGCUGUUGAUUUGAGAUUGGCGAGUCCUACUCUGCAGCACCAAGGGGAUGAACUGCAGUAAAUUAACCAUGGUAAACAUCUUUGGGCAAUAUUUUUUACGGGCGACUGCAUAUGCUUCUUUCUCAGGAGUUGUCAGUCGUAUGCCUGUCUAAUUCAAUAAUUGUAAUGCUAGGUUGCUUGUGGAGCCCAGGGAUUGCAAAUGUGACCCUCGUGGCUUUUUAGAAUUCCUAAUUGAAUAUGAGGGCAGCCUACAGAUUCACACAAUCUAGUUAGACGUAGAUAGAUAAUCGAACGGGUAGUGUAUAUAUAGACUGCACACAAGCAGCUGAAUGGCAGCAGGCAUUUUUUAACAACCUGCACCUUUGGAAACGUAACCUCACAUCAUUGUACACCCUUACUAUGAAGAAAUGGGAACCUUCUACUCGCCUCUGAUAGAUGAGCUAACUUGGAAAUUCAUCUAUCACCGGUAGGAUUCAUAUUUUC